CUCGCGGGCCCAAUCAUUGCGGAGUAUAAAUACCCCUGCACCUUAUCCAAUUUACUAACAGCCCCUCCUCCCCUGUCCGAGGACCAUACACUCCGAUUUCGUUUCUGCUUCAAUUACUUUCAAUCGCAGAUUAUUCUUCUGGUUUUGUUAUGAGUGAUCAGAAAUCCGCAAAAGCAAUGGGGCCUACUGGAAACUUGCAGAUGAAGGUCGUGAAAGGCGAUUUUGGUUAUGUGCUCGAAGACGUGCCUCAUCUCUGCGACUACUUGUCCGAUCUUCCUACUUAUCCCAAUCCGUUGCAAUUCAAUCCGGCUUAUUCAGUUGUAAAGCAGUAUUUUGUUAAUGUGGACGAUACUGUUGCUCAAAAGAUUGUUGUCCACACGGAUAGUCCAAGAGGGACGCAUUUUCGGCGAGCAGGACCACGCCAAAAGGUGUAUUUUGACUCGGAUGAAGUUCAUGCUUGUAUUGUAACAUGUGGUGGUUUGUGCCCUGGACUCAACACGGUGAUCAGGGAAAUUGUGUGUGGACUUUAUCACAUGUAUGGCGUCAACAAAGUUCUUGGGAUAGAUGGAGGAUACAAGGGUUUCUAUGCCCGAAAUACCAUUGACUUAACACCCAAGGUUGUCAAUGACAUCCACAAACGUGGUGGUACUAUCCUUGGUACAUCACGAGGAGGACAUGAUACCUCAAAGAUUGUUGACAGCAUUCAGGAUCGUGGAAUUAAUCAGGUUUACAUAAUUGGAGGUGAUGGAACUCAAAAAGGAGCAGCUGUCAUCUAUGAGGAAAUUAGACGGCGCGGCCUCAAAGUUUCCGUUGCAGGAAUUCCUAAAACCAUAGACAAUGACAUUCCGGUUAUAGACAGAUCCUUUGGCUUUGAUACUGCAGUUGAGGAGGCUCAACGUGCCAUUAAUGCAGCUCAUGUUGAAGCUGAAAGUAUUGAGAAUGGUAUUGGUGUUGUGAAGCUAAUGGGACGCUACAGCGGUUUCAUAGCUAUGUAUGCUACACUUGCCAGCCGAGAUGUGGACUGCUGUUUGAUUCCGGAGUCCCCCUUCUAUCUUGAAGGAAGAGGUGGACUUUUCGAGUACAUAGAAAAACGACUCAAAGAAAAUGGGCAUAUGGUUAUUGUGAUAGCUGAGGGUGCGGGACAGGAUCUUCUGUCAGAGAGCUUGCAAUCCAUGAACCAGCAGGAUGCUUCAGGAAACAAGCUACUUAAAGAUGUUGGCCUAUGGAUUUCUCAGAGGAUAAAGAAUCAUUUUGGGAGACAACAAAAGAUUUCCAUCAAUCUCAAGUAUAUAGAUCCUACAUACAUGAUCCGUGCUAUUCCGAGCAAUGCAGCUGAUAAUGUCUACUGCACGCUCCUUGCUCAAAGUGCUGUUCAUGGAGCAAUGGCAGGGUACACAGGCUUCAUAUGUGGGCCUGUCAAUGGAAGGCAUUCUUAUAUUCCUUUUAAUCAUAUCACUGAGAAGCAAAACAAGGUUGUGAUUACCGACAGGAUGUGGGCACGACUUCUUUCUUCAACUAACCAGCCGAGCUUCUUGAACCCCAAAGACGUCAUUGAAGUCCAAGAAGGGGAAGAGCCUCCAACUCAACUGCUAGAAGAGGAAAAUUGUAAAGACAGCAAGUUUGCAACUAAAGAUAUUCCUAGCAUGACAUGAAAACACACGAGACUCUCGCUUCUUUAGCACCUUAAGUUAUGAUCAGUGGUCUGAUGUUAUUGAUGUACCAUCCCCAGAUUGUGGAUGAGGGAAAUUCAAAUUUUGACUUCUAGUAUCUAUAGAGCAUGAUUGUUUUCUUGUAUCGAAAGAUUCUUUCUCAAUUCAACAAGUUCUAUGAAAACGAUGUCAUUGCCGACUGUUUCUGCUUCCACAGAUUUGCAUACA
This is a messenger RNA of Prunus dulcis (almond), 1877 nucleotides long. Its product is annotated as ATP-dependent 6-phosphofructokinase 6. Gene Ontology annotation, cellular component: cytoplasm. Lineage: Eukaryota; Viridiplantae; Streptophyta; Magnoliopsida; Rosales; Rosaceae. Gene Ontology annotation, biological process: fructose 6-phosphate metabolic process; glycolytic process. The coding region runs from base 150 to 1652 and encodes 500 amino acids. The transcript is spliced from 12 exons. The record is from RefSeq and is a predicted model, not a curated record. Gene Ontology annotation, molecular function: ATP binding; 6-phosphofructokinase activity.